Esox lucius (northern pike) is the source of this 936-nucleotide messenger RNA. RefSeq names its product synaptonemal complex protein 3. Bases 42 to 743 code for a protein of 233 amino acids. Gene Ontology annotation, cellular component: synaptonemal complex. The record is from RefSeq and is a predicted model, not a curated record. Lineage: Eukaryota; Metazoa; Chordata; Actinopteri; Esociformes; Esocidae. The transcript is spliced from 9 exons. Gene Ontology annotation, biological process: spermatid development; meiotic cell cycle.
GUGACAACGGUUGGUGCAGGGCUGGGAAGAAACAGCAGAAGAUGGCAACUCCUAAGGGACGUGCUCAGAAAGGCAAAGCAAAAUGCCUCUCAGGUAAAACCUGUACAGAAGACUUCAUUCAGAGUUUCAACCAUGAAAACCUGCCAGUAGUUGAGGCAGAGGCAUUGAGAGGAGGGAAACCUCUGUCAGAGCCAGAUGAUGAUGAGGAUGAUGACAUUGACAUCACCAAAGGAAGGGAUAUGAUCACCAUGUUGGACAGAUUCGGAGCGGACAUAAACAAAGCAUUCCAGGCAAAACGCAAACGCUUGGAAAUAUUCACAAAGUCCUCUGUGAAAUCAAGCCAUCAGAGGAUUGAGCAGUUAUGGAAGUUUCAACAAAGAGACAGGAAUAAAGUGAAAGAAGAGUACAGCGUCCAGUUCAACACAGUCUUUAACCAGUGGGACACAGAUGUGCAGAAGUCCAGGGAUAACGAGGAGAAACUACUGAGUAUGUUCCAGCACCAACAGAAGAUGUUUCAGCACAUGAGGGCCUCCCAAAGUCAGAGACUGAAGACUCUGAAGCAGCUGCUAGAGCAGUACAUCCAGAGUCUUGAUUCCAUGGAGAAGACCCACGUCAGCCAGCAGAGUGCUGUACAGGAUGAGCUGCGCCAGGAGAUGGCACUGUUUCAAAAAAAGAUCCUCAUGGAAACACAACAGCAAGAGAUGGCUACAGUGCGUAAGUCUCUGCAGACAAUGCUGAUGUAAAUUCUUCAGAAUGCGGGGAGCUGAGAAGAGUCCACUUCAGCCAGCGACUUGGUGUAAAUAUCAUAAUUGGGUUGUCUGUGGUACUUCAAGGAUGUGUUCCAGACAGUCCUUAACCAGCCUCAAGUGCUAAACAUCUCAAAACCCACAUUAACCAGAUCCUCUAAUCAGCAAAAUAGUCAUGGGACAGGGCAGA